Medioppia subpectinata is the source of this 1449-nucleotide messenger RNA. NCBI's taxonomy places the organism in Eukaryota, Metazoa, Arthropoda, Arachnida, Sarcoptiformes, Oppiidae. The record is from the annotation of a GenBank genome assembly.
GUGGAUCAGGCGAUCGCCUUCGAGCGCGACAUCGCUCCGGCGGCCAUCAUAUUGUACUUCCAGUGCUCGGACGACGUGAUGGUGAAGCGGCUGCUGUCCAGAGGUAAGACCAGCGGCCGAGUGGACGACAACGAGGCCACUAUAAAGCAACGGUUGGCCACAUUUCACGAGAACACUCAACCCAUUCUCGAUCAGUACCCGAAGAAAGUGGUCACAAUCAGCGCCGAAAGAGAUCCCGAUGUCAUCUACAAAGAUGUCCAGAAAGCGCUCGAUUCGCUCCCGAAGGCCAAUUCCCACGGCUUUAACGACGGAUUACAAGACAAUCAAAUGACAAGACAAUUGUGUCCCAAAGAAGACUCGGACGACGAGAUCAUAUUAUACGAGAAUGGAGUACAGAAUUCACUCCCAAUUAGUGACAAUAUAGCGAUUCCGGACGACAAGAAUCGGCCAAAAUAUGUUGACGACAUCAAAAUAGUGGAUAAUUCUGGAAAAGUGCCAAAAGCUAUAAAAGGCAUUUGUCUGACAAUAAUAUCGGCCCUAUUUUUCUCGAUCACAACCGUUAUUGUCAAGUAUGUGAAAGACGUGGAUCCGUCCGAAAUGGCAUUCUUCCGAUUCUUAGGAAUAUUACUCUUCACUCUACCGGUGGUAAUGGAGGUGAAGGGCAGUCCAUUCGGGCCGUCAAAGGCACGGCUAUGGCUUGUGCUGCGAGGAGUGGCCGGCGCGACGAGUCUGUACUUCCGGUACAACGCUCUGCACUACAUGUCUAUAGCGAACGCCACAGUAAUCGUGCUCUCAAUGCCGGUCUUUGUAUUCAUUUUUGCCAAAAUAUUUCUCAAAGAGUCGUUUGAGUCGUUUGGUUUGUUUCACAUCUUCGCCCUCUUUGUGACACUAAUUGGCAUCACUUUUGCGUCAAAAGUCGACUUAAGCUUCACUCACACUGACGUACGGCUGUUGGACAGUAACCGUCUGGACAAUCACCGGCAGCUAAUCGGUGUCGCCUUUAGUAUAGGCGCCACUAUUGUCGGCUCUUCGGUCUAUGUGUUGGUCCGAAAGCUUAGAAGUCUUCACCACUCGGUAAUACUGUUCAACUUCUCGCUGGUGGCCAUAACCGAGACAUCUGUGAUCACGUUGUUUUUAAAUGACUUCAAACUGCCCACUAAUAUACCGGCCAUUAGUGCCAACGCGUGGCUCAUGUGUUUGGUCGCCAUCUUCUCAUUUUAUGGCCAAUUAUUGCUUACGAAAGCACUUCAGGCCGAAGAAGCGGGUCUCGUGUCCAUAAUCAGAGCCAGUUCUGAGUUAAUUUAUUCGUUCGUUUUUCAAAUAACAAUAUUCAAAGAAAUACCGGACAAGUGGUCAGUGUUUGGGGCCCUUUUGGUCAUGUCGUCGGUACUGAUGACAACCGCCAGGAAAUGGAUUAUAACUCUUCCCAAAGAUUCAAAAAUCAAGAAA